Molecule: messenger RNA, 1428 nt
Organism: Fomitiporia mediterranea MF3/22
Lineage: Eukaryota; Fungi; Basidiomycota; Agaricomycetes; Hymenochaetales; Hymenochaetaceae
Product: homogentisate 1,2-dioxygenase
Exons: 11
Coding region: 1-1428 (475 amino acids)
Biological process (GO): L-phenylalanine catabolic process
Cellular component (GO): cytoplasm
Molecular function (GO): homogentisate 1,2-dioxygenase activity
Source: RefSeq, a predicted model, not a curated record
AUGGCGACCUUAAAGAGACUCGACGUCAAGAGAACCUGGCCUCGCCUCAGUCUCAGUAUCCAUUCAAGAAAUUACAACGGUUCUGCUUCCAGCGGUGCUACUGCAGCAGGUUCGUUCUCAGUGAAGCCGACAGCAAAGGACCCAUAUUCGUAUCAAGUCGGCUUCGGUAAUCGAUUCGCCUCUGAAGCGAUCCCGGGUUCAUUGCCGUAUGCCCAAAACAGCCCUCAGAAAUGUAAAUAUGACCUCUAUGCAGAACAGAUGACGGGCACAUCGUUUGUGGCCCCAAAAGCCGAGAAACAGACCGCGUAUGUACGCUCAACCGUGCUUCGCAGGCUCUGUAUUAACAAAAUUGCCUGGCAUCCGAUCGAUAUUCCCAAGAGUGGUAAAGUGGACUUCAUCGAUGGUCUGAAAUCUUUCGCUGGGAAUGGAGAUCCCACCCUCCGAGAGGGUCUCGCAAUUCAUAUGUACGCCUCAAACACCUCAAUGGGCAAUAAGGCGUUCUGCAACAAUGAUGGAGAUAUGCUCAUUCUUCCUCAGCAAGGACGCAUGGACGUUCAGACUGAAAUGGGCAAGCUUAUGGUUCGACCUGGAGAGCUGUUAGUCAUACAGCGCGGAAUCAGGUUCAGGGUUGCCUUUCUUGAUGGACCUUCUCGAGGAUAUAUACAGGAGAUAUAUGGGUCACAUUUCGAACUCCCAGAACUAGGACCUUUAGGUGGCCACGGUCUUGCGAAUCCACGUGAUUUUGAGCAUCCCAUCGCAAGCUUUGAUAUUGACCAGUCACCUUGGGAAAUAGUCUACAAGGUUUGUGGUGAGCUGUAUGUUUGUAAGCAGGAGCAUACCCCGUUUGAUGUGGUGGCAUGGCACGGAAACUAUGUUCCGUACAAGUACGCUUUGGAGAAGUUUGUCAACGUUGGAUCUAUUUCCAAGGAUCAUAUCGAUCCGUCUAUAUUCUGUGUUCUGACGGCCAAGUCAAAGACGCAAGGCACUCCUUUGAUGGACUUCCUGAUCUUCAGUCCGCGAUGGGACGUUGCUUCGCAUACUUUCAGACCACCUUAUUACCACCGCAACUCUGCAACCGAGUUCAUGGGACUGAUUUAUGGAACGUAUAGCGGACGAUCCGAUGAGUUCCAACCGGGAUCGUGCUCUUACGAAACCGGUUUUUGCCCUCAUGGUGUAUCUUAUGAAGAGUUCAAGCUUGCGACGGAAAGUGAGCUGAAGCCUAUGAGGAUCCACGAAAGCACUAUGGCUUUCAUGUUCGAGUCAAGCAUGAUUUUAACGCUUACAGAUUAUGCAAUGAAGUCACUUAAGCGUCAUGAGCAUGAACCGAAGAUGUGGGAUGACCUGAAAGGACAGUUUAUGAACCAUAUUUCACAGGUGAACGCGGACUUGCAGGCAGCAGGUCUCCCGCCACUUGGUUAUAAGGAAUAA